Messenger RNA from Nicrophorus vespilloides, 651 nucleotides. Its product is annotated as protein insensitive-like. NCBI's taxonomy places the organism in Eukaryota, Metazoa, Arthropoda, Insecta, Coleoptera, Silphidae. Gene Ontology annotation, molecular function: DNA binding. The record is from RefSeq and is a predicted model, not a curated record. The transcript has 3 exons. Bases 30 to 605 code for a protein of 191 amino acids.
UGAAUAAUUCGUACACUAAUAGUUUUAAAAUGAAUUUUUCAACUAUAUCUGCAGAUCAUAACUUUGUGCUGGUGGAGUGUAAAGAAAACACGACGUAUUUCAGAUUAGGAAGAGUUUCUGAAAUCUUCGGGUUGUUCAGACCGAACGAUAGUUAUUAUAACUCGAGCGAAACUAAUAAUUUGAUUCCGUGCGACGUGAUUAUGACAUCAAAUGAUAUAGAGAAGCUGAGAGCAAGGAUGGUCCAACAUAUAGCUUACAACAUGUUGCAUCCACAUUCGCGAGUGAAUAUGUUAACGACUUUCGGACCGCACGAAACGUUAAUUAAUAAGAACUUCUUCAGUCGGAUCAGGUGGUGCGAUUACAGGUCGGCAACGCAGAAUUUACUCUGUGCGGUGUUUUCGCGCGAGACUUUGGCCACCCACACUGUGGCGGGAAGGCAAUCGCCGAAACUCAAGUUGGACGCGAAUAAAAUCGAUGAUAUAAUUUCCAUCGUCACUAAUAAAUGCAAUGUAACCAGGGAACAUGUGUUGCAAGUGAUUACGUACAGAUGCUGGUUCGAAGAUAGGAAACACAAGCAGAGAAAGUCACCAAAAGGUAAAAAAUAAUCAACAACAACAACGACGAAAAACUCUGUAUUUUAUUUAUGAUUGU